Molecule: messenger RNA, 921 nt
Organism: Bufo bufo (common toad)
Lineage: Eukaryota; Metazoa; Chordata; Amphibia; Anura; Bufonidae
Product: olfactory receptor 10C1-like
Exons: 1
Coding region: 1-921 (306 amino acids)
Biological process (GO): G protein-coupled receptor signaling pathway
Cellular component (GO): membrane
Molecular function (GO): G protein-coupled receptor activity; olfactory receptor activity
Source: RefSeq, a predicted model, not a curated record
AUGGCCUUGACCAAUAAUAUCACCUCUAUCAUCCUUUUGGGAUUCCCAAAUCUUAAAAACCUCAAAUUUCUGUUCUUCCCACUGCUGCUUAUUAUAUACUGUGUGACCAUUUCGGGAAAUCUUCUCAUCAUGGUCUUGUACUCAGUGAGUAAAUCCCUUCAGUCCCCCAUGUACUUCUUCAUUACACAGCUAUCAUUGUGUGAACUCCUGCUGACUACAGAUAUUGUCCGCAUCCUUCUUCACACUGUACUGUAUGGAGGCAGUACUAUGACUCUCAUCGGCUGCAUCUUCCAGUUUUCUUUCUUUGCUAUCACUGAGUCCUCGGAAUGUCUUCUUCUGUCAGUGAUGUCUUACGAUCGUUAUCUGGCAAUCUGUAACCCCCUUCGUUAUAAUACUAUCAUGACUCAUACAUUGUGCGUGACCUCAGCAAAUAUAAUUUGGUUGAUGGGAUUUAUAGUGAUGUUGGUCUAUGUAAUUUCUAUGUGUAAUCUGUAUUUCUGUGGACCACACAUUAUUGACCAUUUCUACUGUGAUCUUGAACCCAUAAUGCAGCUCUCGUGCUCUGAUACAUUCAUACUUCAUAAACAGAUCCUUAUAACAGGAAGUUUGGUUCUUAUGUCACCAUUUAUAAUAAUUGUGGUGUCCUAUGUGUACAUUGUCAUCACCAUUCUGAAGAUCCCAUCCAAUACAGGAAGACAUAAAGCCUUCUCCACCUGUAGCUCCCACCUCAUUGUGGUUUCCUUAUUUUAUGGGGCAUUAAUCAUUGCUUAUAUGUUUCCAACGAAAGGACAAUCACUGAUCGUGAAUAAGGUCUUGUCUCUGAUUUAUACUGUGCUGAUCCCACUGCUUAAUCCUAUCAUAUACACGCUGCGGAACAAAGACUUUAAAGAAACUUUUCAUAAGAUUAAACUUUUAAUCUAG